AUGUCCGACGUGUCAACGCGGUUUCAAUCGCCGCGACACCAGGCAGUCCACGAAAAAGAUGAAGCAGACGGCAAAACUUCAACGAGAAGGACCAAGGAGCGCGCAAUCGAAGCUUGUGAAGCUUGCGCGACCGCAAAAUUAAGCUGCGAUAACGAAAGACCCUGCAAACGAUGUAAUUCAAAGCAAAUACAAUGCGUCCCCAGAUCCAAAGGCGGGCGUCGCUCAAGCGAGCGUCUUUCCUAUCCAAUUUCCCUCCCACCAUACUCUCCGCAAGUAGGAGGCCCGCCGCCAGACAUGUCCACUCUGACAGCGACCCCCGAAUCUGGGCCAUCAGAAUUCAGCGUGCCGCCACCAUCAGAGUCAUUCUCGGGGAAUGCGCUUGAAAUCUACGAUCCGAACGUCGCUUCAGCGGGCGAGAUGGCUUUAGAGGCAUUUAUCCCCCACAGAAAUGUGCAGGCGUAUUCACCCCUCAACGGAUUUCCCGCAUUCUUCGAACAAGUGAUGCUCCCAGGUCUCGAGGCCGACGAUGAUGUAGUCCACGAUACACAACAGCCACGAGUGUUUGAUUUCAUGCAGGACACCGAUUUCACCUUUUCAGAUACCGACAUCUUUGGCACAGAUUUUAUCCCGGACUUGGAUAAGGUACUCGAUGUUCCAAUGGCUUUCACUGGAUUCGAGGACCCUCAACAAUCCCCGCUAGACGACCAGGAAUCCGCGAGUCGGCGUGCCGCAGCAUUUGGACGUUCUUUGUGGCUUUGGGUGCCUGAGAAAAAUCAACACGGCUUCAGCGAAGAGAGACGCAUUCCCUUACGCGACAGUGACAGUAUUCCAUCCUCACAUAAAAAUCGCUUGGACGCAAUAAAAAUUCCCGGGAAGCUCUCAUAUCAAGCCCGUGAUGAUAUCUUGAAGCUGGUCUUACGCACCGGAGGCUCUCGACUCUCGGUGACGACGUUCCCAUCUGCAGACUAUCUUGACACACUGAUUAAGAUCGGCAUUGGGAAGCGAACUGAGACGGACGCCUGGAUCCACCCCUACACUUUCCAUGAUCCAGUAUACCAACAGUUGCGUCCAGAACUGCUCACGGCUUUGGUUGCGGCGGGAUGUGUGUGCUGUGGAAUGCCCUCUAUUAACAAGACUGGUAUCAUUUUGCAGGAAAUUACUCGAGUGGGCCUCGCACAACUAGUUGAGGAAGACAACAGUGUACUCCGCGAUCUUCAAUACUUGCAAGCUUCAAUGAUAUGGCUCGAUAUUGGAAUUUUCUGUGGCUAUACUCGGAAGAUGCAAAUUGCUGAAAGCUAUUUGCAACCACUUUGUACGGCGGUGCGUCGUGGUGCGGCUUUUGACAGGUCAACAUACACGCUCAUUACCCCAUAUACAUUCGGCAACGACGAUGAAUCAUUACAACGAGCAUGGUAUGCUUGGGUACGACAGGAAUCACUCAAGAGACUUGUGUAUCAUUUGUUCGGUCACGAUGUGGAAGCGGCCACGGCCAUGAAUCGACCCGCCAUAAUUUCCUACACAGAGCUAACGCUCCCAUUCCCAUCGGCCAGAGAUCUAUGGCUUGCUCCUACCGCCGAGGCCUGGCGGGAUACUUGGACAGCCAAGUACCGGUUGACGGGUUGCUCCGAACUGAAUUUACGUGAUCUAUUGUCAGACCCGUCAUUGAUGAGUCAACUACCCCCCGAAUUAGAUCUGGAAAUUGCGAGAUCUGCUCUUCUGCAAGGUCUCGCUCUACAAGUGUGGGAGUUCCGUCAACAAAUGCUUCUAUCUCAGACUUCUCGAUCUGGACCGCGUGCGACAACUCGGUUGUGGUUACAAAGUCGACAAGAAGAUUUAUAUACAACUAUUCGAGCCGUGCAGGAAGACUCCCCAAGCGUACCACCGGUCACGACAUUGUUGAGCGAGUUCGUGAUGAUGUACCUCCACAUUGACAUUGAUGCAAUCCAGCGCUUCGUCGGAAAGAUGGGCGAGAUAGAUGCGCGCCGCGCUUAUCCUGGACUUCGGGACUGGAGCCGGACGAAAGAAGCACGGUCCGCCAUCUGGCACGCCGGCCAAAUGCUUCGAGCGGCCCGGAAUGUGGCCGCCUAUCAGUUCCGCGGCUUCGACUCCUUGGCUAUCUAUCAUGCCGCGCUAGUUCUGUGGGUUUACGGAUUGAUUCAAUGUGGCGAGACUAAGCGACUCGAGGUGACCACCCCCAUGAGUGAAGCCGAUUUGACGCCACAAGUUGCCCUGGAUGGACCCGAGGACCAAGUGACCAAGUCCUUCUUGGGCCACGGCGUUGGCCGGCCCGGAUUGAUGAUGCCGCAGUCCCGUGGGGGCACCGAAGGAGACGUCAAGGUUUUCUGUGAAUUGAGCAAGCCUCGAGCAGUCAUGGCGGUGGCGCGACAGGUGUUUGAAGGGAAUUGCCCACUUCCCUUGCCGGAUGAUAUACUUCCACCGAUGAUUCAAAACCUGUGUUCUCUUAUUGAGGAUCUGGGCAACCUACGAUGA
Penicillium cataractarum is the source of this 2490-nucleotide messenger RNA. RefSeq names its product Zn(II)2Cys6 transcription factor. The record is from RefSeq and is a predicted model, not a curated record. The transcript has 8 exons. Lineage: Eukaryota; Fungi; Ascomycota; Eurotiomycetes; Eurotiales; Aspergillaceae. Gene Ontology annotation, molecular function: DNA binding; DNA-binding transcription factor activity, RNA polymerase II-specific; zinc ion binding. Bases 1 to 2490 code for a protein of 829 amino acids. Gene Ontology annotation, biological process: DNA-templated transcription; regulation of DNA-templated transcription.